Molecule: messenger RNA, 3702 nt
Organism: Paramecium pentaurelia
Lineage: Eukaryota; Ciliophora; Oligohymenophorea; Peniculida; Parameciidae
Source: the annotation of a GenBank genome assembly
AUGUUAAAGCCUCCCUCUAAAAAUUCUAAAUUAGAAUUACUUUAAAAGAUUUCAUAACCAUCUACUGAUUCUUCUAAUGCUCUUAAAUUAAGUAGAGAAAAUUCAACUAAUAAUUUAAGUAAGGGAUCUAAUUCAACUCUUUUAAAACCUUAACAUAAAUCAACAUAGAAUAGUAGAACAUCUUCUAGUUAGAAAAUCACUGAUCUAUCAUUAAAGAGAAUAGCAAGUAAAGAAACAUCUCCAUCAAAAAUGGCUGAAUCAACAUUAUUGAAAGGAUCAAGUAUAAUUAAGCCUAAAUUAUCUUUAAAAUAGAAAACUAUAUAAAUGAAUGAAGGGAGGCCAAAAAGCUCAAGUGAUUUAAAAGUAAAAUAAAGUUAGCUUACUAAUUAAUCAUAAUAAUAAAAUUAUGGGUAAUAAAAAUAAACAUCUGUUUUAAAAAAGGAGACUAAUUUGUAGGGACAUCGUUCAACAGGUUUAAAUAAAUUAAAUAAAUCAGUUAAUUCUAAUUCUUCAAGUCGUAAAAUAUCUCCAUAAAAUAAGGAUAUAUUAUUCAUAAAAUAAAAAUUAGGUUCAUCAUAAAGUUAAAUAGAAUAAUAAUCUCAAGAAUUAUUGUAAUAGAAUAAUGGAUAAUAAUAAUUAAAAUUGAAUGAUCAAGAAUAAAUAGAUUUGAUACAAUAUCAAGACUCUUAAUAAGAUAUUAAUUAAAGUGAGGAUAAUCUUAUAAUUGAUUAAUCUAAAGUAUAAUAAUAAGAUGGAACUUUAAAUGAAGGCAUAUCUGAAUAAAUAUAAAAUUAAUAUAAUUAAAUAUAACAAUCUAAUAAUUAUUCAGAGCAACUUGAUACUGAAAAUGAUGAAGAUUAAUAUAUUAAUUAAUAUUAAUUAGAAAAUUAGUAAUUAAUUUAAGCAAGUGAAAAACUUAAAUAUUUAAGUAAUCAUAUUCAAGAAUUAAUAUAAAAUGAUGAUGAUAAUUAAUCAAAUGAACUUGAUACCAAUUAAGUAAAUAAUUAAGAAAUAGAUUUAAAGAUAAAUUCUGUUAAUUAGAAAGUAAAAUCAUAGUUAUAGAUUGAAUCUCUAUAAAUAGAUAAAACUAAUUAUUAAAUUAAUUAAUUAUUAUUGACAGAAGGAGAUAAAAAAUAAAAUUAAUUAUUUAAAGAAAUUAAGACAUUUUCAGAUUAGAUAGGAGAAAGAUUGAACACAAUAUAGGAAGAUAUUCAAAGUAAUGAUGCUAUCAGUUAAAUAUAAUUUAAUGAUAUAGCUGAUGGAGAUACUAGUGAUAUAGUUAUAACACAUAGAACAAAUGAUGCUUAUAGAAAAAAUAGUUAUAAUUUCUUAAGGAAAUAAUCUUAGAAUGCAUCAAGCUCUAAAUUUUUAGAAAUUGUUAUUUAAGAUGAUCAAAUUUAAAUUUAAUAAAUUUAAUCAGCUAAGGCUUAAUUAUACUCAUAAUAAUUUUAAAUUUUUAAUUAAAAUGAUAGAAAUCUUAUAUAAGAAGAUACAUAAGUAAAUAAAAAAGAAAUAAAUUAUUAAAUAGAAUAAGAUAUUGGAAUUAAAAAUCAAUUACAUAAUUUUGAUUUAAAAUUAAUAAAUGAUCCUAAAAAUAAUCUUAUUAUUUAGUAAAUAGCAGAAAAGUAGUAAUCCAAUUUAAUUUCAAAUAACUCUAAUUUAGAUUAAGAUUCUAUUAAAAUUAAUUAUUAAGUUGAAACAUAAUCUACUUUUAUAUAAUAGAAUCUUACAGAUAAUUUAUAAUAAUUAAAUGGAUCAUGUAUUAACAUUUAAAAUGAGUAGAAAUAAUAAAAUAUGAAUUAAGAUAAUGUUAAUAAGGAAAUUAUAAAUGAAGAUAUAAAUUUAAUAAAUAUAUAGCAAUAAUAUAUAGAAAAAGAUUUAAAAAAUGAAUUCUAAACUUAUUAUAACUAAUUACCUUAGUAAUCUAAUAAUAUUGAUUUGAGUGAACAUAAAAAUUAAGAUAUUGGAAGCAUUUAUUUUAUUUAAUAAAAAAAUAAAAUUAUUUAAGAAUAAGAAUACAAAAUUUAAGGAAUUAAUUUAAAUCAAUAAGAAUUGAAAUAAAAAUAAACAUAAAAUAAAGAUAUUAAAGAUUAAAUAUAAAAUGAAAUUACAAAAAUUAAUAGAAAUGAUGAUGAUGUCUAUAAUUAAGAUUUGGAUCAUAAUGAUAAAGUUUAGAGGGAUAAUAUAAAUUAAGAGGAUUAAUAAUUAAAUGAAAAUAAUAAUAAAUAUGAUAAUUAUGAAGAAAAUUCAUAAGGAUCUAAGAAAUCAAGAAUAACAAAUAAUUAAGAGAUAAUAAAUAAUAGCUCCUCAUUUCAUUAAAAUGAAACUGAUGUAGAUUUUAAUUUUAAUGAUAUACCAAGUUAGAGAACUUAAGAAUUUGGUGAGACAUAAAGAGAUAUUGAAAAUGAAAUAGAACAAUUGUCAGAUUCAUAAAAAUAAAUAAUUAUUAAAAAGGAUGAAAUUUAGCCAGAAAUCAAUAAUGUUCGUUUUUAAAUGACCUUAAAUCUAUAAAACUUAUAGGGAUAAUAUAAACAUUACAAAGAUGAUUAAUUAGAUACAGGAAGAACAGAUGAUAGUAUGAUAAACUAAUUAGUUGCUUAAGAUAGAGAUCUAAAUAGUAUACAUUUAGUUAGACACAACUCUGAAACUAAACCUUUAUUUAAGAUGAAGAAAUAACAUCUUUAUAUUAAUGACAUAAUAUAAGAAAAAUAGGAAUCAGCAACUCCUGAUAAUUAUACAAGAUCUAUAAAUCCUACACCUAAACCUGGUGGAAGUACAAAACAUUAAAAAAACUUAUAUUCAUUUGGAGUUUAAGAGGAUCUUAGGUUUAGAUAAGGAGAAUAAAUAAGACUAUCAGAGAAAGAAAUUGAUAAAGAUAGAAGAAAAAAAGAAUAUUAACAAUAAAAGAAAUUGUAAAUACAAUCAGAAAAAUUAGAUGAUGAAAAAAUAAAAGAACUUUAAAAAAUUUUAUCAUCCAAGUUAGAAAUUAAAUAAUAAAAAGAGAGUCGUAUAUUAGAGUAAUCAUUAAAAAUAAUGGAAUUUUAAUACACUCUUGAUCAUAUCCCAGAUAUUUAAGAUUUAGAUGGAAAUAUAGAUUCAUUUUUAAGUAAUAUUAUUAAUGAAUUUAUUGAUUGUCAUAAAAGGAAUAGAUAUAAAAAUAUAUCAAAUAUGAAAGAUCCUCAAUUAGCAGAUUUGAUGAGAAAUAAAUUUUAGGAAAUAUUGAAGAAGGAAGAAUAAAAAUAAUAAUAAGAUCCAUAGAUAAUAUAACAAUAAUAAAUACUUGAUACUGAGAUUAAAUAAAAAUAGCAAAUUUAAUUUAUGUUAUAAUUGCUAUUUUAAGAAUAUAAACUAUUAAAAUCAAAAUCUCUUGAAUUAAAUUAAGAAUAUUUUGUUUCUUAACAAAAAAUAUAUGAAAAAAUGAAAAAACUAAGCAUUAGAGAGAUAUUGAUCCCUUAAUUAAAAUAAUUAGAUAUAGAUUAAAAUCGAAUUAUUAAUGAUUAUAAAAAUAGUAUUUUAUCUUAAGAUAAAGAUUUUAAUGAAAAUGAAUUAAUUAGGUUUAUUCAAUCUGAAAUUAAAAUCUAAUAGGAUAUUCAUCAUUGUAUUUAAGAUAUUAGAAAUAUAUUUAAGGAAAGGAUUAAUUAAAUUAAGGAAGGGGAGUAAGUUAUGUAAGAAUAACUUUUAUAAAAUUCUUAAAAAUAUUGA